Aphanomyces astaci is the source of this 957-nucleotide messenger RNA. RefSeq lists its product as hypothetical. NCBI's taxonomy places the organism in Eukaryota, Oomycota, Saprolegniomycetes, Saprolegniales, Verrucalvaceae. The transcript has a single exon. Bases 1 to 957 code for a protein of 318 amino acids. The record is from RefSeq and is a predicted model, not a curated record.
AUGGAGAAGCGACGGGCGUCAGACGAGAGUAUACGUCGGUACCGCAGCAGCAGCAGCGGCAGCAGUCUUGGAACUCCAGGCACGUCCAACCCCCAGCCCACUGGCCACUGCUUCGUGGCUCCGACAGGGGAACGUCAUGGCUUGCGCAGUCUCGACCCAGACAAAGCAUGUUUUGUCAGCCAAGCAGACGAAAUCAUCAUCCUGUUCGAAGCCGUCCCCCCAACGCCCCUCCCUCCACCUGCACCCCCAUCGUCGAGAUCCCGCCGCCUCUUCCAAGCCGUCCAGCGCCGACUGUUGGCAGUUCCACAUGUCCACACGCCUAGUUCAAUCCAUUCAUGUGCGUCUUGCUUCGCUCCGACAAUGGUUAGCCGUCCAACGAGCUCGUUUUUCGCCUCAAAAGUGUCCCCCCAUCGAUUGUGGCAAUGCCAAACCUGCCCAGAUUUGUUCGUCUGCGAUGCGUGUUAUAUGCAAGGCGCCCACGGUUUCGAGAGCCAGGCGCCCGACUUGGCCGAAGCCAAACUCGACUUGCAGCUUGUCCAGUUGUGCAAAGCGUUCACGCUGCCUUUCUUGCGGCUCCUUCGUACGCGCAUCUGCCACUCGACUGCCAACCCCCAUCGACGCCUAGGUCGGUAUGUGAACCUCGUCUAUUGGUUUGGCCAAGUCGUUGGAUCGACGCCGUUGGCUGAGAUACCCCAGCGGGGCCUCGAGUUUACUGACCUGGAUGUGGAUGUGCGACAAGAGUUCGUUGAAUUGCUGCGGCCACUCUUGGGCCAGCGGUCGGACUUGACCAUGAACUUGGAAUGGAAUGAUGGCUCGAUUAAAGAUCGAGGAAGUCUGCGGUUGUGGGUGACAGACACAAGUGAGACAUCUUCACCAUUUCAAGGCAUCCUGCUGCAAGAUGUGAUCCUUCCGCGCGCGGUGGACGAGAAAACGUUGGCGCCAGCGAGUGCCACGUAG